Alnus glutinosa is the source of this 1707-nucleotide messenger RNA. RefSeq lists its product as uncharacterized. The transcript has 5 exons. NCBI's taxonomy places the organism in Eukaryota, Viridiplantae, Streptophyta, Magnoliopsida, Fagales, Betulaceae. The record is from RefSeq and is a predicted model, not a curated record. Bases 347 to 1087 code for a protein of 246 amino acids.
AAAGGAAAACGGUGGCAGCGGCUUUUUUUCGGUUUCCGUCAUUCGCUAAGCGCCCAUGCCCCUCUAAGCAAAACUGUUAAUUAACCAAAAAGCAUUUAUGUCUCCAUGUAUACUGUUAAUACGGUAGUAAUUAUCUUUUUCUGGUGGCGGAGGCCAGAGAGUAUACAUGGCUGCUGCUGCUUUUUCUUCUUCUUCUUCAAUAUGGUCCCGCCAAAACCAACAGUUUCAGAUUCAUUUGAAAAACAAAUUCCUCUGUUUCAGUAAUCAUUUCAAUUAGGGUUCAGGCGAAGAAAAAAAAGAAAGAAAGAGGGGAAGAAAAUAGGGAUCGGAAGGGGUUGGGGGGCAUAUGAUGCUUUGUUCAUCAUUGUGGGGUCGAAUACAGCCGUGGCUUCGCGAUUACGAUAGCCUUCAAUCUUUCGCCGUCAUCCUCAUCUACAUCCAGAUUGGUUGCGCGUUGAUUGGAUCACUGGGCGCAUUGUACAACGGAGUUUUGCUGAUAAAUCUGGCCAUCGCGUUGUUCGCUCUGGUAGCCAUAGAGAGCAGCAGUCAGAGCCUGGGGCGUAUGUAUGCGGUUCUUCUCUUCUGCGCUAUCUUUCUCGAUGUCUUCUGGUUCAUCUUCUUCACUUACGACAUUUGGCACAUAUCUUCUGAGAGUUAUGGACCAUUCAUUAUCUUUUCAGUGAGACUCAGUCUGGCAAUGCAAAUCAUUGGGUUUACUGUGAGGUUCUUAUCCUCAUUUUUAUGGAUUCAGAUUUACAGGUUGGGGGUUUCAUAUGUUGACACUACAGUUGCUCGAGAAGCAGAUUUUGAUUUAAGAAGUAGUUUUCUGAGUCCUGCAACUCCUGCUGUAGCCAGGCAAUCCUCAGAGUCUGAUGACAUUUUAGGAGGAUCUAUCUAUGACCCUGCUUACUACUCAUCUCUCUUUGAUGUUCAAGACAGUAGACGUUUAUUUGGGGGUCAAAAUCAUGGUAAUGGUGACAAUGGAUCUACUUCUGCUGCUGAAGCUUCUCAGUUGAAGCCAUCUGUAGGCAGGUCAUUUCAGGCUAUAGAUGAGGAGGUUGGAGCAAGCCAGCCUCAAACAGUUUGAACUCAAGUGUGGUAUCCAUGAAAUUUUUAACUCCUCGGUAUCCACUCUCCAUAAUUAUUGUUCUGAGGUUUCUUUUUCAUUAGUCAAUGCGGCCAGACUGUUUUCGAGUAGGUUUUGUACAGUUACAAUUUUUAGCCAUUAUUUCCCAGGGUAAAAGCGCUGCUUGUCAAAGUUAAAGGAGACCUAUUCCCCUUUAUUCUGUAGGGAAUGUGACAAGUGUCAAAGGUUUUACCAACAUACAUGCUAUGUGUGGGUCCUACAAAUUCUGUAGUCGAUUUUCAAAAUGAAAGAUUGGAGAAAGACAGGAGAAUACAAGAAAGUAUUUUGUCUUUCCUGAAAAUAUUUCAGCUGCACAUAGACAAUGCAAUUUGGCUCGCACUGAAUUCUUAUUUCCAGGGUGGGUCUAGGUUAACAUCGCCAAUAUAUUGUCGUGUUCAGGGACCCCAGUUAAUCGCAUGUUGUUCCCCAAGUCAGAUUGGUAAAAGCCUUUCAGAAUGUAGUGGCUGUCUUUUCUUUUUUUUCACUUCAUUUUUUGGUGGGUUUGACAGCCCGUUCAAAUGUCAUGAUUCAUGAAAUAUAGCUGCAAUAUUUUCAAAGAAGUGGAUGAAUAUAUUCAUGUA